Messenger RNA from Aethalodelphis obliquidens (Pacific white-sided dolphin), 4292 nucleotides. It is a transcript of the gene ZNF639, whose product is annotated as zinc finger protein 639. Lineage: Eukaryota; Metazoa; Chordata; Mammalia; Artiodactyla; Delphinidae. The record is from RefSeq and is a predicted model, not a curated record. The coding region runs from base 276 to 1733 and encodes 485 amino acids. The transcript has 6 exons.
CGCGGGCGUGCGGCCGCAGCUUCCUGCGGGAGAGGGCAGGGAAGACCGGAUGGCGUCUUUUAAACUGAAACCCUGCCUUCGUUUUCGGGCGGGAUGGCGCUCCCCUCCCCCAUCCCGAAGGCAGUUCCAUCCCCUGUGGAGGAUGCCUCCACCCUGGCUCGCCUCGGCCCCCCGCUGUUUUUUUCCGAAAGGCAUUUUUUUUACCAUCUGUGAAAACUUCCUGUAAUUCAUUUUUCCUCACUCCAGUAUUAAGAAUUAUACCAAAUUAAAAAGAUAUGAAUGAAUAUCCUAAAAAAAGAAAAAGGAAGACUUUACACCCUUCUCGUUAUUCAGAUUCCUCUGGAAUAAGCAGAAUUGCAGAUGGAUUCAAUGGCAUUUUUUCUGAUCAUUGUUAUAGUGUUUGUUCUAUGAGACAACCAGACUUAAAAUAUUUUGACAACAAAGAUGAUGAUUCUGAUACAGAGACAUCAAAUGACUUGCCAAAAUUUACAGAUGGAAUCAAGGCCAGAAACAGAAAUCAAAACUACCUGGUUCCCAGUCCUGUACUUAGAAUUCUAGAUCACACUGCCUUUUCUACAGAAAAAUCUGCUGAUAUUGAAAUUUGUGAUGAAGAGUGCGACUCCCCUGAAUCAGUCAACCAGCAAACUCAAGAGGAGAGCCCUAUAGAAGUUCACACUGCUGAAGAUGUUCCAAUUGCUGCGGAAGUGCAUGCAAUUUCUGAAGAUUAUGAUAUAGAGACAGAAAACAAUUCCUCUGAGAGUCUCCAAGACCAAACUGAUGAAGAGCCACCAGCUAAACUUUGCAAAAUUCUUGACAAGAGCCAAGCUUUUAAUGUGACUGCCCAGCAGAAAUGGCCUUUACUGAGAGCUAAUAGCAGUGGCCUCUAUAAAUGUGAACUUUGUGAGUUCAACAGCAAAUAUUUUUCUGAUUUAAAGCAGCAUAUGAUCUUGAAGCAUAAGCGUACUGAUUCAAAUGUCUGUCGAGUAUGCAAAGAAAGUUUCUCUACCAACAUGCUCCUGAUCGAACAUGCCAAACUGCAUGAAGAGGAUCCCUACAUUUGUAAAUACUGUGAUUAUAAGACAGUAAUUUUUGAGAACCUCAGCCAGCACAUUGCAGACACCCAUUUUAGUGAUCACCUUUAUUGGUGUGAGCAGUGUGAUGUACAGUUCUCCUCAAGCAGUGAACUCUACCUACAUUUCCAGGAGCACAGCUGUGAUGAACAGUACUUGUGUCAGUUCUGUGAACAUGAAACGAAUGAUCCAGAAGACUUGCAUAGCCACGUGGUAAAUGAGCAUGCAUGUAAAUUAAUAGAGUUAAGUGAUAAGUAUAACAAUGGAGAACAUGGACAGUACAGCCUCUUAAGCAAAAUUACAUUUGACAAAUGUAAAAACUUCUUUGUAUGUCAAGUAUGUGGGUUUCGGAGUAGACUUCAUACAAAUGUUAACAGGCAUGUUGCUAUUGAACAUACUAAAAUUUUUCCUCAUGUUUGUGAUGACUGUGGGAAAGGCUUUUCAAGCAUGCUAGAAUAUUGCAAACAUUUAAAUUCACAUUUAUCUGAAGGGAUUUAUUUAUGUCAAUAUUGUGAAUAUUCAACAGGACAGAUUGAAGAUCUUAAAAUUCAUCUAGAUUUCAAGCAUUCGGCUGAUUUACCUCAUAAAUGUAGUGACUGCUUAAUGAGGUUUGGAAAUGAAAGGGAAUUAAUAAGUCACCUUCCAGUCCAUGAGACAACUUGAUUGUUCUCUUUAACUUCCAUAAUGUUGAUGUAAAAUAAUAAAGUUGACUUUUUUGCAGAUGUUAAAAUGGAUGAUUUUAAACACAACUUAUGAGAACUGUCUUUAACAAGAUCUUUUUAAAUUUUUUUUCUUGGCAUUGCUACCUUUUUCAGUAUAUAAUUGUAUCCUAAAUGUGGUAUUUUCAAUGUAUUGUAGUUGGUAGUUUUAACCGCUUUUGGUGACUAUCGUCGUCUGGCAUGUUCUCUGAUUUCAUAAAUCGAUAAGAAACAGAUGUACUGAAGAAAUUAGACUAUAGUUUUCCUUCCGUAAACAUAGGUGCUGUAAACUUUUUCUUCUUUAAACUCAAAACAAGAUCAGUUUUUCAUGUAUGAAGUCGUUAAAGUACUGUACUACCAGAACUAAAGUGCAACAUAAUAUGCACCUAAGUCCAGUGAUACUCCCAUUAAUAAGAUCCAGACCCUCCUUUUGCAUUCCCCAACAAUUAUUAUCCCCAAGGCAAUCAGUGAACUCCCCAUCUGUGUGAUUCUUUCAGUGACGCUAGGAGGCCAGCGUUAUGGUAAGAAGGAGAGAUCUGGUUUUCUUGGCAGUCUUUUUUUAAUUCUCACUCUAUUUUAACCCCAUCUGUGUGCUAAAUAAUUUUAAAUGGGGAGAAAGUGGUAAGGGGUUCGACAAUAAAGUAACAUUUCAUAAUUCAUUUAUAAAUGAAUAAACAGGUUAUUUAUAAUCUGUUCACAUUUCAUUUAGAGUUAUGCAACUGCAAAGUCAUGCCCGAACUUCUGAUAUCAAAUCAUUUUCUGAGAAAACCCUCUGAAGUAUUAAAAUAGAAAUAGGAAGAUGUGGGAGAUAGGGGUUGCUGUAUGAAAAUGUAUAGAUUACUUUUGAUAGUGGUAAAUCAAUCUGUAUUAGUUUCCUGUGGCUACCAUAACAAAUUAUCACAAACUGAGUGGCUUAAACAAUAGAAAUUUAUUGCCUCACAGUUCUAGAGGCUAGAAAUUCAAAAUUGAAAUAUUAGCAUAGUUGAUUCCUUCUGAGAGCUGUGAGAGAAGGAUCUGUUCCCCGCUGCUCUCCUUGGCUUGUACGUGGCUAUCUUCAUGUUCACAUCAUCUUCUCCCUGAGUGCAAGUCUGUUUCCAACUUUGACCCUUUUACAAGGAACCAGCCAGUAACUGGAUUAGGGCCCACGCUGAUAACCUCAUUUUAACUUGAUAAAGACACUAUACCCAAAUAAGUUCAUAUUUUGAUGUACUGGGGCCCAGGACUUCAACAUAUGAACUGAGGGGAGUGAGGGAGAGGCACAACUACAAUUCAGUAACAGCUUUUUAUAGUAUCAAGGAGAUAGCAUUUUGUGCAUCAUUGACCUCAAAUAUAAUAAACACUGUCACUAACUAUAUUGUCAUUCAGAAAUAUUGAUGUAGUUGAAAAGACUGAUUUAUGACCCACAGUGUUUUUUUUUACUUCAAGACCCAUGGGAAUUGAGUCUGUUUUGAGAAUGGUGGCAGCAACAAGUUUUUCAAAACCAAUCAUUUUUAUUUCCACCAUUUUGUUAUAUAUGCAUACCUGUAUUCCUAAAAACUACCAUUCUAUCUGAUUAUCACAUUCCAGGUAGAGCUGUCUGAUGUAAAUAUUUCUUAGAAGAUUUAAAAUUAUAAUGAAAUUGUAAGAAAACAUUAGAAACGAUCUGGUCUACACCCUCUAGGUUUCUAAGUUUCUUACAGAAACAGAAACUUAGGGUUAUUAUUAGGCCAGGGUCCCAAAACCAGUUAUAGCAGACAGGAGUGGAAUCCAAGUUAUUUGGCUUCCAGUGUAGUUAUGUUUCCAUUACACCAUGUUACAUAAAAAUCUAAGAUUUGUCCUUGGGAUGUUUUUCAUAACUACGUAACCUAGCCAUUCAACUACCUUCUUGGUAAUUCUGUCUAUAAUUUUUUAAUAUACAUCCAGCUUCAGGAAUUUGAUUUUCAGGAAACAAACCUUAAAUAAAUAAUGCCUGGGUUUUUUUUUUAAUUGUGUAUUUUACAGCUUUACUUUUGAUCAGGUGUUAGUAAUCAAAUUAGAGAUUGUAAUGCAACUACUCCAGAGGUAUUAAAUCCAAGUUUUAGAACCAUAUAAUUUAGUGCUUUUUUGCUGAAUCUGCAGCUUGAGGCCACAUCUCACUGACAGUUUGUCCAAUAAAACCUUUUUGCUUUGACUCAGCUUUCAAAUAAGCCUAUGACUGACCAUAAAUUGCUGAGGUAGCAAGUCUAUAUUUUUAGCUAAAUGAACUUCUUUGGAAAAACAAACCUACUUAAAAAGAAAAUUUUCUAAUUGCUUCUAGAUUUUUUCUGUGCAAAGACAGACAUUUCCACUGUACUCUUGUGACUCGAGAAUACGUAACAGAUGGUGAUGUUUAUUAGCACUACAAUAGAAUUCUUGGCAGUAGUGAACAGUAGUGAUCUUUUUUUUUCAUCUUCACUUUGCAGUUCAUGUUAUUUGAAAAUGAUUGUGUGGUACUCAAAAGCUUGUAAAUUUGUAAAUUUCCUGCUUGUGAACUUGCCAGUUUUACCAUUUUAAAUCACCUUUCUCA